AUGCUCAACCUGUGUCCUUCAUCUCCAGCCCCUGCUGCAAUGAUUUAUGGGGUCACAAAUCACGUGUCCAAGUCUCUGUUGCUGUCUUUGUGCAGCUCUAGAGCUCCCCCUGCUGGCCUGGAGCUCAGGGAGCUGAAAGUUCGCCAGCUCACUCUGUCCACCGACAAGGACAAAUACGGCAUUCGUCUGCGAGCUGAACCUGAUCACAUGGUGCUGGGCAAACGGCUGAAAGGGGCAUUUAAAUCUGUUACUGCAUCCAUCAAAGAGCUGGAGAUCAAAGAGCUGGAGAACUUCCAGAGGACAGGGUCUGUAGUUGUGGACGGUCACAAGCUGCAUGAGGACGACCUGCGUCUGAUGUACAGCUUCGAUCGGACCUCAGGAACGCCGUCGCAGUAUGAGGCGCACUCAGACGCUCAGGUGCUGGUUCUUCUCGACGUCACCACGGAUCAGUCCACGGUGGAUGAAGGUGUGGCCCGCGAGGUCAUCAACCGCAUCCAGAAACUACACAAGAAGGGUCAUCUGGUCCCGUCGGAUGAGAUCACGGUGUAUUACAGCAGUCAGCCAGCGGGGGAAUACCUGGAUUUAGUCAUCUGUGCCACGACUAAAGCUCCUCUCAAGCCCUAUCCAGUGGCCCAGAAUGCCAGUGUGAUCGUCCAGGAGAAAACGCAGCUGAAGGGCUCGGAUCUGGACUUCACUAUCGUGCGAGGGGCCGUCGUCUCCAGAGCCCCUCUGACCACCGCAGUCUGCGCUUACGUCAACCUCAGAGUCACGCUCAAGGACAAACGGCAAGAGGGUGUCGUUCUGCUGGAGAACCCAAAGGGUGAUGACACACUGGACGUGGAGCGGCUCAAGACGGUUUGCUGUAGUGUUUUUGGAAUCAACGGUGCAGCUGUGAGCAUAUUCAAUGGCAAGACAGAGCUGGAGGCGUCCUCUCUGCACACUCUGAACACCAAGACCCUCUUCCUGAAAGUUCUUCCUACAACAGCAGAAGCCUAA
This is a messenger RNA of Sinocyclocheilus grahami, 996 nucleotides long. RefSeq names its product isoleucine--tRNA ligase, cytoplasmic-like. Lineage: Eukaryota; Metazoa; Chordata; Actinopteri; Cypriniformes; Cyprinidae. Gene Ontology annotation, biological process: isoleucyl-tRNA aminoacylation. Gene Ontology annotation, molecular function: isoleucine-tRNA ligase activity. The transcript is spliced from 10 exons. The record is from RefSeq and is a predicted model, not a curated record. Bases 1 to 996 code for a protein of 331 amino acids.